Molecule: messenger RNA, 2217 nt
Organism: Durio zibethinus
Lineage: Eukaryota; Viridiplantae; Streptophyta; Magnoliopsida; Malvales; Malvaceae
Product: SH3 domain-containing protein 2-like
Molecular function (GO): protein binding
Source: RefSeq, a predicted model, not a curated record
ACGAGCUCAGGAAGAGUAAAAUGGGAACGUGUGCACCAUGACACCUGCCCCUUUGUCUUAAAAAAAUUUCAAAAUCAAACACAAUUUUUGCCCAGGGCGAUGCACCAAAAAAGCUCCUUGAACCACCGUUCCAAAAGCAAAUUAAAAUAAAAUAAUCCCCAAGAGUAGUCCUUUUGACGAUUUCAAUUCACUCGGUCUUCGCUUUCUCGUUUCCUGCUCUGCUAAUCCAUUGAAAAAUCGCCAAUUUGUCUGGUGAAUGGAGGCAAUCAGAAAACAAGCCACUCGGCUCAGAGAACAAGUCGCCCGCCAACAACAGGCUGUCCUCAAACAGUUUGGUGCCGGGGGAUAUGGAGGUCCAGACAAUGUAAUUACUGAUGAAGCAGAACUCCAGCAACAUCAGAAACUUGAGAAGCUUUAUAUCUCAACGCGUGCUGGCAAGCAUUUUCAAAGGGAUAUUGUCCGCGGUGUAGAAGGGUAUAUUGUCACUGGGUCCAAACAAGUUGAAAUAGGAACAAAGUUAUCUGAGGAUAGCCGGAAAUAUGGUACUGAAAAUACUUGUACCAGUGGCAAUACAUUAUCAAAAGCUGCAUUAGGUUAUGGACGUGCUCGUGCUCAAAUGGAGAAAGAACAUGGGAAUCUGUUGAAGGCUCUUGGCACGCAGGUUGCUGAACCACUGAGAGCAAUGGUAAUGGGAGCUCCUUUGGAGGAUGCGCGACAUCUUGCUCAGCGUUAUGACAGAAUGCGACAAGAAGCUGAAGCACAGGCAAUUGAAGUUUCCAAACGCCAAGCAAGAGUGAGGGAAACACCAGGAAAUCCUGAGAGUGUCACGAAAUUGGAAUCUGCAGAGACAAAACUGCAUGAUCUGAAGUCAAACGUUGCAAUGUUGGGAAAAGAAGCAGCUGCAGCAAUGGCCGCUGUUGAAGCUCAACAACAAAGAUUGACACUUCAGAGACUUAUUGCUAUGGUUGAAGCUGAACGUGCAUAUCAUCAACGAGUCCUUCAGAUAUUUGAUCAGCUUGAAGGCGAGAUGAUAUCUGAACGACAACGAAUUGAAGCACCUUCUGCCCCUAGUGUAGACAGCAUGCCUCCACCUCCAUCAUAUGAGGAAGUUAAUGGAGUUUAUGCUUCUCAAACACAUAAUGGGUCAACAGACUGCAUGGGAUACUUUUUAGGCGAGGUUAUGCAUCCAUAUAAUGGUGAAUCUGAUGUGGAGCUUUCUUUGUCAGUUGGUGACUAUGUAGUUGUGCGAAAGGUGACAAACAAUGGCUGGGCAGAGGGAGAAUGCAAGGGGAAAGCAGGUUGGUUCCCUUUUGGUUACAUCGAAAGAAGGGAACGUGUUCUUGCAAGCAAAGUAGCAGAAGUUUUCUAGACUUCUCUUGCUUGUUGGCAUCUGAGAAUAUGAUUUUGACUGCGUGCAUCUUUUUUUUUUUUUGUUUUUUUUUUUUGCUAUAUGCAUUCAAAGGUUAAGCGAACUCAUCUUUGGCCUAAUUUUUGUGAUAUAGAUACCAAGAACACUUUCUUUUUCCCAUCAAUAUGUGAAUACAUUUUAUAUUUCUAUUUAUUUAAUUUGUGAAGUGACAUGAAUUUAUGUCUCCGAUUUGUUGCUGUUUGUUGAUUGAUGAGUGAAAAACUCUCAUUUCUUGUUUGGCUAUUCACAUUGUUUUGAUCCGAAAGACAUUUUCUGGAAGAAAACUCGUAACUUGUCAUAUCAACAGAUGCUUUGGUCAUCUUGUUUUGUGGUCCAUCACCAAACCUCUUGUCCUAUGUUUUUUAAUCGGUUUCCAGAUUCCACAUUGAUGUUUAUUCUGUUGUAAUUUUGUAAGGCAAUGGCGAUUUUUCAGAAACUGACCCGACGAUGGUGAGGUCUAUCAUUUUUGCGGUUAGAAUUAAACAUGGGAAAAUUGACGAUUUUUUUUUUUAAACCCUAUGGCCUAAACUAAAAACAUUGAGGAAUAUCCAUGUCCUCUUAAAUUCUUCUUCCAAUAUCUUAUAAGGAAGCCACAACUGUUAAUGCAUCCAUACAUUAUUCCCCUCUUUUCUAUGGUUGAAAACUCGCUGGAUUUCCUUUCCAAACAUAAAAGAAAAAAGAUACAACAGCGUCAUAGCUUUAGGCUAAUUUCCUUGGACAUUAGGGGAACAACAUCAGAUGUACAGUUAUGUGUAGCUUCUUCAUAGCAUUGUAUACAAAUAUAGAAAAAAAUUAAAAAAAAAAAAAAA